Messenger RNA from Rhagoletis zephyria (snowberry fruit fly), 1242 nucleotides. The record is from RefSeq and is a predicted model, not a curated record. NCBI's taxonomy places the organism in Eukaryota, Metazoa, Arthropoda, Insecta, Diptera, Tephritidae.
AUGGUCAUGUCCUCCACCUCAACUGCAGACAACGGAAUCGCUUCAACAGCAGGUGACGCCGAGAUAAACAACGCUAAAAAGUUUGAUCUCGAGAAGUGCACUGAACUGCGCUUCGAGGUAGCCGAUGAUCCAGUGAUUAUCCGUCUGGUGCAGGGCAAGGCCGAACUUUUUGGCACUGAACUUCGCCUAGAGCAAAAGUACACCUUUAAGAAGGGCGACAAGGUGGCCAUCUUCACUUAUCAUGGCUGCAAAAUCAAAAUGAUAGGAAAGCCUGAAGUGGACUACGUUUCUGCAGAAACACCAAUGAACUUUUACAUCAACAUAAGCAAUGCUCUUGAAGGAGCUCGUGUCAAGGCAGCAACUGAUAAUGAACACGGACCUAAUGUUCUGGUUGCUGGUCCACCCGAUGUCGGAAAAAGCACGUUUUGCAGAAUACUGCUCAACUAUGCAGUUCGUAGCGGGAGAAGUCCAGUUUAUGUUGAUCUCGAUCUCGGUCAAGGCAGUAUCAGUAUUCCGGGCAGCAUUGGCGCUGUUGUAAUUGAAAAGCCAGCCGAAGUCGAGGGAUCAUUUCAAAUGACUGCACCAAUCGUCUACCACUUUGGUCAUUCAGGACCCGGUAGCAAUCAAACGUUAUAUGAUCUAAUUAUGGGCUCUCUUGCCGAAGCGAUUGAGAGAAAGAAAGCAGUCGACUCAAGUGCAAAGUUCUCCGGUACGAUUAUCAACACCUGUGGCUGGGUACUUAACUAUGGCUACCAGUCAAUUCUGCAAGCAGUGAAUCACUUUAAAGUUGACGUCGUUCUUGUCAUCGACCAAGAGAGGCUUUUCAGCGAACUAUCUCGUGAACUCGCAAAAAGUAAACCUGACAUAAAGGUGCUGCUUGUUCCGAAAAGUGGCGGUGUUGUCAUGCGAUCUCAAGAACACCGGGCUGACAUGCGCGACCAACGAAUUAGGCGAUACUUUUAUGGCACACCUUCCAAACCAUUGUACCCAUUUUCGUUUGAUAUUCCCUUUGCACAGUUCACCGCCUACAAAAUAGGAUCUCCCAACCUGCCCACCUCUUGUAUGCCUCUUGGGAUGACUGCACAGGACAACUCCACAAAGCUGUUGCCAGUUCUUCCCACUGCAGAUCUAGUCAAUCACCUGUUGGCUAUUUCUCAGGCCACCACCGAUGACGUGAGCAAAGCCACUACUACGAAUAUUCACGGUUUUGUGGCCGUCACCAAUGUAAACCCGGAACGUCAG